CUAUAUUUGUCGUUAAUUCAAGCCCUGCCUUGAAACGUGCACGCAACUCGCACUCUUGUGACCAAUUAUGCUCCCUCAGAUGUGUAUAACUGUAUACUAAUCGGCGAACUUUACUAAAGGAAAAACACACAAAUAACCAUUCAUGGAUAAGACCACCUCCCCCGCCGCGCGGCCGGUUUUUCCGGCGGAGCUGGAAUACCAAUCCGGCUUCGACAACCACUUCUCUUCCGAGGCGAUCGCCGGAGCACUCCCCCGAGGCCAGAACAGUCCCCUCGUCUGUCCCUUUGGCCUCUACGCCGAGCAGAUCUCUGGCACCUCCUUCACCUCUCCCCGUAAACUCAACCACCGCAGCUGGUUGUACCGAAUCAAGCCGUCCGUGACGCACGAGCCGUUCAGGCCUAGAAUCCCGGUUCACGAGAAGCUGGUGAGCGAGUUCAACCAGUCGAAUAGCUCGGCCACGCCGACCCAGCUGCGGUGGAAGCCGCCGCCGGUUCCAGAGUCGCCGACCGACUUCGUCGACGGGUUGUACACUGUGUGUGGUGCUGGCAGCUCCUAUCUCCGGCAUGGUUUCGCGAUUCACAUGUAUACUGCGAACAAGUCGAUGGGUGAUUGUGCAUUUUGUAGCGCGGAUGGAGACUUUUUGGUUGUUCCUCAAGAAGGAAGGCUGUGGAUCACUACCGAAUGUGGAAGAUUGCAAGUAUCUCCUGGUGAAAUUGCGGUCUUACCUCAGGGGUUUCGGUUUGCCGUUGAUCUGCCAGACGGGCCAUCAAGGGGAUAUGUUGCUGAGAUAUUUGGAUCUCAUUUUCAACUUCCUGACCUUGGACCCAUAGGUUUAUCAAUUCCUUCUGAAACUUUUAUCUUAUUUUGGUUUCUCUUGUUCAGCAAUGUCACCUUUAAGUUCCUGAUGGAUGAAUUUUUAUUUGUGAAACUGAUUGGAGCUAAUGGUCUUGCUGCUUCAAGGGAUUUUCUGGUUCCUGUUGCCUGGUUUGAGCGUACAUCCCGUCCUAAUUAUACAAUCAUUCAGAAGUUUGGUGGUGAGCUUUUUACUGCCAAACAAGAUUUCUCCCCAUUCAAUGUGGUAGCAUGGCAUGGAAAUUAUGCCCCUUACAAGGUGAUUCUGACUGCACCCACUGAGCGACCCGGUGUAGCAUUGCUCGAUUUUGUCAUUUUUCCACCAAGAUGGUUGGUUGCUGAACAUACAUUUCGUCCCCCAUACUAUCAUCGUAAUUGUAUGAGCGAAUUUAUGGGCCUAAUUUACGGAGGUUAUGAGGCAAAAGCUGAUGGAUUUCUACCCGGAGGCGCAAGCCUCCACUCGUGCAUGACUCCACAUGGACCCGAUACCAAAACAUUCGAGGCUACUAUAGCACUCGGAAAUGACGUGGGCCCACAAAGAAUUUCUAACACAAUGGCCUUCAUGUUCGAGUCAUGCCUAAUUCCUAGGGUCUGCCCAUGGGCACUCGAGUCUCCCGAUAUGGACCACAAUUACUAUCAAUGCUGGAUCGGUUUAAAAUCCCAUUUUACGUGUGAGUCGAAAAGCGAUGGUGGCCAAGAUGUGGAGAAUGGAGACGAUGGGAAGAAAAUGAAUGAAAAAAGCUACUCCGCAGUGUAAGUGCAUAUACAUCUUUUCUUGUACUUCAUAAUAAAAUGUUAAUGUGUUGUGUAUUUUGAGUGAUGAAAAGUUUGUGAAUAAUAUAACCUGGAAAUAAUUCUGUAAGAGUAUCUGGCCCAUGAAUUACUCUAUUUCAUUGCCACGUGACGUGGCCUUUCUAGGUUCAGAAGUAUUUCUCAACAAUUGGUAUUAUAUAUUAUAUUAUUUUUCAAUUUCUCUCUUUUUUUCAACCAAUUACAAUCUUACAUAUGUAAAACUAUAUUACAGUUAACACCAACAAUUGGAA
This is a messenger RNA of Striga asiatica, 1895 nucleotides long. The record is from the annotation of a GenBank genome assembly. Lineage: Eukaryota; Viridiplantae; Streptophyta; Magnoliopsida; Lamiales; Orobanchaceae.